Armigeres subalbatus is the source of this 1655-nucleotide messenger RNA. RefSeq lists its product as uncharacterized. NCBI's taxonomy places the organism in Eukaryota, Metazoa, Arthropoda, Insecta, Diptera, Culicidae. The record is from RefSeq and is a predicted model, not a curated record. Gene Ontology annotation, cellular component: nucleus; transcription regulator complex. Gene Ontology annotation, biological process: regulation of transcription by RNA polymerase II. Gene Ontology annotation, molecular function: DNA binding. The transcript has 2 exons. The coding region runs from base 150 to 1103 and encodes 317 amino acids.
GUUUUGUUUAUACACAUUUAUGUUGUUUGGUAGCCUGUAUCACACAUAGUUCACGAGAUAUUCUUAUCUUCAUAAUACAAUUACUUGUUGUACGUAACCGAUUUUAGCGCAAUUUUCUAACUUAAUAUGUAAAUUCGGCACAUAUCAAAAUGCAGGACGUAUCCGAAUUCAAUAUUAGCUUUGUGAAACUUAUAGAAGCACAGCCCUGCCUGUAUGAUACUAGCGAUGAGGACUACUCUCGCACCCAAGUUCAAGAUCGAUGCUGGGCGAAAAUCGCCCGAGCUAUUGGUCCCACCGUUACAAUCAAGGAAUGCAAGAACAGGUGGAAGAAUCUACGAGGAAGAUUUACAAGACAUUUAAAAAGUUUUGAAUCGACGGACCCCGUUGAAAAUAAUAAACGCCCUUAUUAUUUGGCGGAGCAUUUGGAGUUUCUGCUUCCGUUCACGAAACCCAAAAGAUUGGCUGGAGAUUUUGACGAUAUUCCCUACGAGGAUAACAUCUCUCGAUUCUUGGAAAUUGAUUCGUCUAUUUCUGACAACAUCAUCGAAAGCGAGGACCUGGCUGUGCGUGACGAGCCUGAAACUAAACAUCCCAAUAGAGCACCCAGCGAGAUAGGGCACCACGAUGACGGACUUGAGCAUGACACGCAUCACAUAGAGCAAGAGUUUGAAUGUAUAAACAAUUCAAAAAAGCGAAAAGCAUCCCUCGUAUUGGAUGCAACAAAAAUGUAUAAAAAGAUCAGGCGAUUGAGUAGUUCCGGUGAUGGUCAACGAAGAUAUGUCGGAGACUUUUCGGACGAAUGCAGCAAACCUCAACCAGCACACCAUUUAGUUGACUACAGAGAUAGUGAUGUUCUUUUCUUAAUGAGCCUACUCCCAGAUCUAAAGCGAAUGAGCGAUAUACAGAAAAGGAACUACAAAAUAGGAAUACUUAGAUUGGGUGGCGAUAUUCUUCACGAGGAUUCUGCACAACCUUCUACCAGUUCCAUACAGAGUCGAAAUUCUUCCCACACUUUGCCCGACUCGGGUGCAUCCAGAUCUCAACGGAAUGGGGUUCUCACUAAUGACAAUGGGGAGAUGAAUGAGAAUUCUACGUCUAAUUAGGUCUACCCGCCAUGUUUCACAAUAUGUAAUAAUGCUUUGGUGCGAGACAACUUUAGUCAAAUAGAUCAUAAAUAAGUAAGUAGGGUAAGAUGCUAUCAAUAUAAAGAUUAUAACGAUUUUAACAGUGUCGUGGUUUGCUACUAUUUAUGUAUUCCUUUUAUAUUUUUUGAGUUUUGCUAGAUUGUGCAGCAUAACAUGCUACAAUGGUCGAAUGAAGUAUUAAAUUUAAUAGGAGGCGUCAUCUCAAAUAGACAAUUUCAUUCUCGUAGUAUUAAUGUAAAGAAUAGUUUAAGGUAUAGAUAUAUACAUACAUGUUAAUUUAAGUACUCCAUUUGUGGGAAAAUUUGCCCGGUGAGCGGCUUUCAUAGAACGAACUUUCGCCAGUGAAGUUAGCGAAACAACAUAUUUCCAUAGCGUAAAUAGACGUUAGCACUCUGCGGGAGCCAUAACAUGCUUUUCUAACUGCGGUACCUAUUUUAUGUAUUUGACGCGUUUAUUUAAACUAAAUUUAUUACAAAUGUACACGUAAAUAAAUAAAAAUAAUCUGUAUAA